Molecule: messenger RNA, 843 nt
Organism: Linderina pennispora
Lineage: Eukaryota; Fungi; Kickxellomycota; Kickxellomycetes; Kickxellales; Kickxellaceae
Exons: 1
Coding region: 1-843 (280 amino acids)
Cellular component (GO): cytoplasm; nucleus
Molecular function (GO): RNA binding
Source: RefSeq, a predicted model, not a curated record
AUGUCUGUUGCUUCGUCUAACCCGUUCGCUCUCCUCCCCGACAACGCCGUCGACACCGACGUGUCGGUCCAGGUCGUUAAGAGCGCCAAGAAGGCUGCCGCCAAGACCGCUGCCGCCACCCCUGCCGCCGAGCGCGCGCAGCCCGCCGAGCGCUCGCUGAAGCGCGACUACCCGACCCGCGGUGGCCACCGCCGCACUGUCGGCCGCAACGCCGGAGCCUCGGAGGAGACCGCCGCCUACCCGACCCACGACAAGAGCCGCUCGCGCCAGUCGGCCCGUGGACCCCGUGGCGGCCGCCCCGAGGGAGGCCGCCCCGCCCGUCGCCAGUUCGACCGCCACAGCGGCACCGGUCUGGUCGACUCCGAGAAGAAGGAGAAGCAGGGCUGGCUGGGCGACGACAAGGCCACGGUUGAGGAUGGCGAGAAGGCUGCCGAGCAGGCCAAGAAGGACGGCCAGGAGACCGCCACUCCGGCGCCCGAGGAGGUCGAGGAGGACGUCAAGACCCUGGAGGACUACCUGAAGGAGCGCGCCACCGUCUCGGUCGACACCGACCGCGAGAUCCGCAAGGCCAACGAGGCCGGCGUUGACAAGAAGCAGCUCAAGGAGGCCGUGCAGUUCUCCCGCGAGGAGGACGUCUUCUUUGCCCCCGUUGCCACCCAGAAGUCCCGGAAGUCCAAGAACCAGAAGGAGAAGGUCUUUGUUGACAUCGAGCAGCGCUUUGUCGAUGAGCAGAGGCGCGGUGCCUUCCGCGGCGGCCGUGGUGGCCAGCGGGGCGGUGACCGCCGUGGUCCCCGCCAGGGCCGCGUCGACGUCAACGACCAGCGCGCCUUCCCGUCGCUCUAA